Lactuca saligna is the source of this 2597-nucleotide messenger RNA. The record is from the annotation of a GenBank genome assembly. Lineage: Eukaryota; Viridiplantae; Streptophyta; Magnoliopsida; Asterales; Asteraceae.
UCUCUCUCUCUCUCUCCCCUUUCACACAAAAAGUUGCUCAUAUCCUUCACCACCAGCCACCACCACCGGCGAUGGAGGCUUCCGAUGAAGCGGGUUUCGAUAUUUGAGGCUAGGGUUUCUGGUGCCAUAGAUCUGAGAAAGGGGCAAAGGGCGAAGGACGAACUCAGAAGAUAGAUGAAUUGAGUCGGGUUUGCCAGAAAUCGAGAAAUUAAUUGCAAAAUAUGAGAAAUUGUUUUUCCGGUGAACAAGAAACCCUCCUAAGGACGAAGUAGAUCUGUCGGAAACCGGACUCAAUCUCUCCCUCUUUCUAUUUGCUUUUCGUCGGAACCAUCAUCGCCUUUGUCUUUUAUCUUCUCAUCUGACGACGCCUUCGAUCUGUUCGUCAUCGGCGAUGACGAUGACGUCUGUGGCUCGAUAAAACUCUAGUUUCAGACAUCGGAACCAUCAAGCUGCUCGUCUCUCUUCUUCUCCAACGUGGUGUCUACAUAGCAAAAGCCCUAGCGUCGCCACCCUUAUAGUUUUACGAAACCCUAAGUUUUCAUAUAUGUUUUCACCCUCUUUCUCUCUCUUUUUCUUGUCGAACAACCAGCAAAUCUAGAUCUCCGUCGAGGCGGCGAGAUGUUUAGAUCUUCGUCAUCGGUAGUGAUUUGGAUGGUCCGACAAGUGGUUCAUAACAGUAGAAGGGAGAGAGAUGGCCAUCGUAGCAGCAGAAAGAAAGAAGAAUGAUGGUCUUUGGAGGUUCAGAUCUCAGUUUUUUUUUCUCUGGCGAAGUCGGCGCUGGAUAGUUCUAGCGUUCCAACGUCGACGGUGGUUUUAGUGGUCGGACGACAGUGCUCCGGCAGCCACCAGAAUCCGGUGGUGUUUCCUUUUUCUAAAUGGGAGAGAUAAAAAUAUGGGGUGGGGGUGAUAAUACAACUAGAUUUUUUUUCCCUUUUUUAGUUUUUGUAAUUUAAAAAAUAAAUAAAUAAUGAAAAUACAAAGGGUAAAAUCAUCAUUUUAUAAAAAUUCAAAACAGAUUGGACCAAACUUGCAACAAAAUGAAAAUUUUGGACCUGUGGUGUUAGUCAAAACCUUUUUGGAUCAAAGUAGCAAUUUUCGACAUAUCACAGGGACCAUUUAUGCAGUUUUGUCAUUUAACAAUGACUUAAUAAAACUAAAUUGGUAUUAAAAUGGUGAGACCAGAUUUAGAAUCAUACAUGUCAAUGUGGACCCCUUUCAAAAGAAAUUCCUAAAUUUAGAUUGAACCUAACAAUGAUAUAUAAAUACAUGGACCAUUCCUUUAUGUUUACUCAAGAUUCAAUUGUAAGAAACUUAAAUUUGCAUAAUGAGGGAUAGUUCAGGGACUAAAUUUGUAAUUUCCUCUUUAAAGAGCAUUAAACUAUUUCAUUUGGGGAAAAAAAAUAUUAUUUUGUGAUGAGUAAGUUAUUAGCUGGGCUUUAUAGUCUUGGUUGGGCUCCCAAAUAUCCUUUUCGCCGGAAAACCUAGCUGGAAAGCUCCGGGACAAAUUUCGCAUCAACCAAGAAUCAAAAACCUUGAAAUCCAAUCAAUCCAAUCAAAUCUGAUUCGAUUCAUAAUAAUGCUGGAGAAAUCCAACUCGUCCAGCAAUUCCACCAUUUCUUCUUCGAAGCUUACAACCCAACCGAAUCUUUCCAAAUGCACUGCGAAUAAUUCGAAUUCAAUUGAAGUCGCCGGUAACUUGGCGGUAGAUGAGCAAUUAGAAAUUUGGCCACCGUCUCAGGCGGUGGUUGAUGCGUUGGUACUUAAAUUAAAAGCUAAAGAUGGAGACAUGGAGGCGAAUUGGGAGAAGAUAAUACUCAAUUUUAAGAAAGAGCUUGAUGAGGAGGAACAAUUCAAACGACCUUCGUCUUCGGGUGUAGAUAAUAGCGGCGGAUGCGGUGGCGCUGAGGGAAUUGAGAGGAGAGAAAAGGCUAGACCAAAGUUUUCUGUUCCGCUUUCACGUCGGGAGAUGGAGAAGGACUUCGAGGACAUGGGGGAACGGCGACUGCCACGGAAGCCUAAGAAGCGACCUAAGAUCGUACAAAAUCAACUGGAUACACUGUUUCCUGGUUUGUGGUUGACUGAGAUACAUGCUGAUCUAUAUAGAGUUUCUGAGACCAAGAAGAGGUAGCAAGGGACAAUUGUUCUCCCUAACUUUGAAAGAUUUGUCUAUUGUUGACAUUUGCUGAAAUAAAGUUGUGUUCUUCAUUAUAAUUGGAAAAUAUCAAAUAGUCCUUUUUGCAGUUUAUAGGAGCAAAUAUUGUAGACUGAGGAAACCAGAAUCGGAAAUCCCUCCAGCAAAACUCACAACUUUGAUAGCUUCACAAUGGGCAUUUUUGUCAAUUUUGCUGAUAAAAAAGGGACAAAAUGGUCAAACAUAAGUCAGAUUUUUCAAGCUUUUCCUAAGGAUUUUCCAUACUUGAGUUCAGCUCCAUCUGCAACUCUAAGCAUAAGGCCAUUUUUAUAAAAUGUAAUUUGUUUAGAAUGGAUUAGCAAUAUAUUCUAUUAGAAUAUGUAUAGUUGUAUUAAAAUGUAUAAACUAUUAUUCUAUAAGAAUAUGUAUGAAUAUACAUUCAGUUGUCCAUAAGUAAACAAUGAUC